UGAGCGGAGGGACGCAGUCAGCAAUUAGCUGGAGAGGGAAAGAUAACUGUCGCGGACUGUGGCUGGGUUAAGCGAGGGAAAGUGCCCAGAACGAGACGCACAAACCCAACAUUUUGAUGCGAGGAAAAGAGAAAGUGGCCCGCUGCUCCUUUGAGAGAGAAUCGCCUAGACGGGACUGAUGAAGAAAUGGCAGCGGAAUCGACCCGGAGAUUCACGAAGAACCUGCUGAAACCGGGCACCGCGGCUGAGAUCAGGCAGACUGCAUCCAGCGCGGUCAGGCAGUCGGCUGCGGCGCAGGAGAAGCCCAAGCUGAUCGACCCGCUGGACUAUGAGGCGGUGGUGUGUGAGCUGGACUCUGAGCUGCAGGAGGACCUGAGAGACCUGCUGCUGUUUCCUGAGGACGACUUCACCGUGUCCACGGUACCUGUGGAGAGACGGACAGUGCAGUCCACCGUGCCGGAUGGAGCUGAACAGGCCGAGUGUCUGCUGGUCAGACAGGCCUGCAAAUAUUAUAACUCCCCGCAGCACGUAGUCCAGUAUAAAUACGAGCAGUAUGCCGGGGACUACCGCCAGCUACCCAGAAAGCCGUGUAAGGGGGAGAAGUUGCCAUCCCAGUCCUUUGAGAUUGACCAUGAGGAUGUGGACAAAGAUGAGGACACCACAUCGCUGUCGUCGUCUAAAGGAGGAGGAGGGGGGGGGUGUGGGGGGCUGGGCGUGUUCAGGUGCGGGUGGCUCUACAAAGGGAACUUCAACAGCACUGUCAACAACAGCAUCACCGUGCGGUCGUUCAAGCGGCGGUACUUCCAGCUGACUCAGUUGACAGACAGCUCCUAUAUCAUGAACUUCUACAAAGACGAGAAGAUCUCCAAGGAGCCCAAAGGGUGCAUCUUCCUGGACUCCUGCACAGGCGUGGUGCAGAAUAACCGGCUGCGGAAGCACGCCUUUGAGCUGAAGAUGAGCGACGUCACGUACUUUGUGCUGGCGGCGGAGAACGAGCAGGACAUGGAGGACUGGAUCUCCACCCUGACCCGCAUCCUGCAGAUCAGCCCCCACGACGGGCCCCCGGACCGCCGCAGCGCCGAGCUGACCGACACACGGCAGGAUAUCAUAGAGCUGUCCUUGAGUGACACCAGUCUCCCUGACAACGAGGAGCUCUCAGAAGACAGUUUAAACCCUGAACUGGCCAAAUAUAUCAGUGAAACUGAGGAGUCUGUCCAUGCUGCACGGCAGGAGGAGAGGCUGAACCUGUUCUCUCUGGACCCAGACGUACCUGUGCAGCAGACCCCGCGUGGGGAGUUUCAGGUGGGCGAUGCCUCCUCCAUCCGGCCGUUUGAGGAGAGGCUGGGGAAGAGGCUGAUGGUCUCCUGCAGAACCCUGAACCUCUCCCUGCAGGGCUGCGUGUGUGAACCAGAGAGUGGGCCUGUCACCAACAUCGAGCCCUUCUUUGUGACUCUGGCCCUGUUGGACGUGCGGGAGGGCAGGAAGGUGUCGGCUGAUUUCCACCUGGAUCUGAACCACGAUGCCGUGCGGCAGAUGUUGGGCGGGGCUGGGCAGGAGAACGGCCUCAGCUCACCUGCCGAACACACACCUGGAGACUGCCAGCUGCCCCCACACCUGGACUCCUGGCUGCACUUCCCCACCCAGGCCAUCUUCUCGGUGACUAACCCGCACUCAGACAUAGUGCUGGCGGCCCGGGUGGAGAAGGUGCUGAUGGGAAAUAUCGCUAGUGGCGUGGAGCCUUACAUCAAGAACAUCGACUCCGGCAAGACUGUUCAGAAAAUAGUGAAAUCCAACAAGCAGUUCUGUAGCAAACUGGGGAGAUACCGUAUGCCGUUUGCCUGGUGUGUGAGGUCUGUGUUUAAGGACGGCCAGGGCACACUGGACAGAGACUGCCGCUUCUCACCCCUCUUCCGACAGGAGGGCAACAAGAUCUCCACUGAUGACCUGAUGAAGCUCAUCUCUGAGUACAGGAGGGCAGAGAAGGCCAGUAAGCUGCAGACCAUCCCAGGCAGUCUGGAGGUGUCUGUGGACUGUGUGCCCUUGGAGCACCCCAACUGUGUGACCUCCUCGUAUGUGCCUGUAAAACCGUUUGAGGGCACUGAGCUCCACGCCCCCACGGUGGAGGUAGAGGAGUUCCUGCAGGAGACGCCCCGGUUCUGCCAGCCGCACCAGGUGUACCGGAACCACCUGUACGUGUACCCCCGGCACCUCAAAUACGACAGCCAGAAGAGCUUUGCCAAGGCUCGGAACAUCGCCGUCUCCGUGGAGUUCCGGAGCUCCGAUGACGACACAGCCAAACCCCUGAGGUGUAUCUACGGAAAGCCGGGAGGGCCAGUCUUCACCACAGCGGCCUGCUCCGCUGUCCUGCACCACUCCCAGAACCCAGACUUCUGUGACGAGGUGAAGAUUGAGCUGCCCACCCAUCUCCACGACAAACACCACCUGCUCUUCUCCUUCUACCAUGUGACCUGUGACAUCAACGCCAAAACCAAUACCAAGAAGAGAGAGGUUCUUGAGACUCCAGUGGGGUACUCCUGGCUCGCCCUGCUGAAGGAUGGUGGUGUGGCGUCUCAGGACUUCAGCCUGCCCGUGUCCAGCACUCUGACCUCGGGGUACCUGCUCAGCAAGGAACCCGGAGCUGCCAAGAGCGGGACAGACAUGAGGUGGGUUGACGGGGGAAAGUCCAUAUUUAAGGUGGCAACACACGUCCUGUCUACAGUCUACACUCAGGACCCCCAUCUGACACGGUUCUUCCAGGAGAGCGAGAAGGGGGAGCUGGACCUGUCCCAGUCGCCGAGCCCAGAGUUCCUGAGCAGCCUGAAGGGGCUCCUUGGUGUGGAGAAGAUUCAUGUGAUCAUCCGCUUCCUGCCUGUGCUGUUUAACCAGCUGUUUAAGGUCCUGACCCAGAAUGACAAUGAGGAGGUCACUACUGACACCACCAGAGUUCUGGUCCACAUUAUUGCCAAGUGCCAUGAAGACAGCCUGGAGUCCUACCUGCACUCUUACAUUAAGUUUGUGUUCCGUACAGAGAGUCACGGUUUUCGGACAGUGCAUGAAGAACUGGCCAAAGGCAUGACCUCUGACCUUAAGAGCAAUGAACAGACAGCUGUGAGGAACAUCCUGAAGUUCUCCUGGUUCUUCUUUGAGCUGAUCAUCAAGUCCAUGGCUCAGCACCUGGUGGACUCGGACAAGCUGAAGGUCCCCCGGCCGCUGCGCUUUCCGUCCUCCUACCUGAGCAGGCUGGAGGCGCUCAUCAUGACCACGGCCGACCACGUCUUCUGGAAGACCAAAGACAUGCCCGAGGAGACACACUGCGCUAACAUGGCCGUGGCCAGCUUCAUAAAGCGCUGCUUCACCCUCAUCGACAGAGGCUUCACCUUCAAGCUGAUCAGCGGCUACAUGAACAUCAUCACGGCCACCGACAACAAGGCGCUGUGCGAGUUCAAGUUUGAGUUCCUGCGGGAGGUGUGCAACCACGAGCACUGCAUCCCCCUCAGCCUGCCCAUCCCCUCCGCCCACAUCACAGAUAUCGCCUCUUCAUCGGAAGCACAGACCGCACAGGUGGACGUGCCGGAGUACAGCCUGACGGGGGAGUUCUGCAGGAAGCACUUCCUGACGGGCCUGCUGCUCCGGGAGCUGGGCCUGGCGCUGCAGGAUGAGCAGGACCUGAGGCACCUGGCCCUGGCCAGCCUCAAGAACCUGAUGGCCAAGCACUCCCUGGACCCCCGCUACGCACAGAGGGACAGACAGGCGCGCGUAGCGGCUCUGUACCUCCCGCUGUACGGGCUGAUCCUGGACAACAUGCCGCGCUUCUUCCUCCGCGAGAUCUUUCCCGUGUGCUUCACCUCCGCCAGCGACCAGGGUUCUCGGGACGACCUGAGUGUGGGAGGGACGGGGCCCCAGGUGCAGGCUCUGAGACACGGCAACUCUGUGGACGCCUCCUUCUCCAAGGAGGUCCUCAACUCCAUCACAGCCUUCUCCCUGGCGGUUUCCGUGGGUAACCAGGCAGACUCGCGGGGAUCUCUGAUCAGCAUCGAGUCGAACCCGAGCACCAGCGACAAGACCAGCGACAAGACCAGCGAGAGAACGGACGCUGGCGAGAGGUUUGCCCGGCCUCAGUCCCUGAUUGGCUUCGGCUCGCGGUUCGAUAAGCUGGACCAGGCCGAGACCCACACCCUCCUCUUGUGCUUCCUCCACAUCAUGAAGACCGUCUCCGAGGACGUCAUGGUGUCAUACUGGCAGCGUGCGGUUCAUCAGGAAAUCUCCGACUUCUUCAACAUCUUAGAGCUGUGUCUGCAGCACUUUCGGUUCCUGGGGAAACGGCACAUCGCCAGGAAGCUAGCAGCAGCGGUGAAGCUGGCUCAGUCCACCCACAAUGGCACGAUGAAGGGCCAGGCCACCCAGUCCUCCGGCCUCCUGCCGCAAUGGAUGCUCUCUGCUCCGGACGCGCACCGCCACGCCCGCUCCCAGACCAUGCCCAUCCUGCGGGGGAAGAACGCCCUGACCAACCCCCGCCUGCUGCAGGCCAUGGAGUCCAGCUGUGGCUCCGGUGGCAGUAUGGUGGAUGGAGACACCCAGAACCCCACAGACAUCGAGGCCAACCUGUCCACCGAAGUGGGUCUGACCGUGUUGGACAUCCUCGGGCUCUUCGUCCAGAACCACAAGAAACAGCUGCAGCAGGAGGAUGGGCAGAACGCUCUGAUGAAGAAGGUGUUCGACACCUACCUGCUCUUCUUCCAGAUCAACCAAUCAGCCACCACGCUGAGACACGCCUUUGCCGCUCUGCGCCUCUUCAUACACAAGUUCCCUGCAGUGUUUUUCCAGGGGAAGGCUGAGCUCUGUGGCUCUCUGUGCUCUGAGAUCCUGAGGUGCUGCAACCACCACAGCACCUCCACCCAGACCGAGGCCUCCGCCCUGCUCUUCUUCAUCAUGAGGAAGAACUUUGAGUUCACCAAGGGGAAGUCCAUCGUGCGCUCACACCUACAGCUCAUUAAGGCAGUCAGCCAGCUGAUUGCGGACGGUGGGAUCGGGGGCUCACGGUUCCAGCAGGCCCUCGCCAUCAUCAACAACCUGGCCAACGGAGACGCGCCCCUGAGGAACACCUCGUUCCCGGCGGAGGUGAAGGACCUGACGAAGCGCAUCCGCACGGUGCUGAUGGCCACGUCGCAGAUGAAGGAGCAUGAGAAGGACGCGGAGAUGCUGGUGGACCUGCAGUACAGCCUGGCCAACUCCUACGCCAGCACCCCCGAGCUGCGUCGCACCUGGCUGGAGAGCAUGGCCAAGAUCCACGUCCGCAACGGAGACCUGUCCGAGGCGGCUAUGUGCUAUGUUCACAUCUCUGCACUGAUAGCAGAGUCCCUGAAGAGGAGAGGGUACUGGAAAUCAGACAAGCCGCGGAGCUCGAAUGUGUUCCUCGAGGAGGCUAACGGCAUUAACUGUCCCCCCUUACUAACACAGCGCGAUGGAGAAAGCUCGUUCUCCCUGGGCUGGCCUGCGUUCCUGUGCAUCACGCCCAACGUGAAGGAGGAGGGCGCCAUGAAGGAGGACACCGGCUCUCAGGACACGCCCUACACUGAGGACACCCUGGUGCAGCAGCUGGAGCUGUGUGUGGAUUACCUGUGGAAGUCUGAGAGACACGAGCUCAUCGCCGACGUCAACAAGCCCGUCAUCGCUGUCUUCGAGAAGAGGAGGGACUUCAAGCGCCUCUCCGAGCUGUACUAUGACAUACACCGCUCGUACCUGAAGGUGACGGAGGUGGUGAACUCGGAGAAGCGGCUGUUUGGGCGGUAUUACCGCGUGGCGUUCUACGGCCAGGGCUUCUUUGAGGAGGAGGAGAGUAAGGAGUUUAUCUAUAAGGAGCCCAAGCUGACCGGCCUAUCAGAGAUCUCCCAGCGCCUGCUCAAACUCUACUCUGACAAGUUUGGGGCCGACAACGUCAAGAUGAUCCAGGACUCCAAUAAGGUGAACCCUAAAGACCUGGACCCCAGGUUUGCCUACAUCCAGGUGACCUACGUCACGCCAUACUUUGAGGAGCAGGAGCUACGGGAGCGGAGGACGGACUUCGAGCGCCAUCACAACAUCAAGCGCUUCGUGUUCGAGACGCCGUUCACACUGUCCGGCAAGAAGCAUGGAGACGUGGAGGAGCAGUGCAAGAGACGCACCGUCCUGACCACGAGCUCCGUCUUCCCGUACCUGAAGAAGCGGAUCCAGGUGGUGGACCAGCAGAGCUCCGAGCUCAACCCCAUUGAGGUGGCCAUCGACGAGAUGUCCCGCAAGGUGUCCGAGCUCAACCAGCUCUGCAGCAUGGAGGAGGUGGACAUGAUCAGACUGCAGCUCAAACUGCAGGGCAGCGUCAGCGUCAAGGUGAAUGCUGGCCCCAUGGCCUACGCCCGUGCCUUCCUGGAGGAGAAAAACGCCAAGAAAUACCCCGACAACCAGGUGAAACUGCUGAAGGAGAUAUUCAGGCAGUUUGCGGAGGCGUGCGGGGGGGCUCUGGAUGUGAAUGAGAGGCUGAUUAAGGAGGAUCAGCUGGAGUAUCAGGAGGAGAUGAAGGUCCAUUACAGAGAAAUGCUGGGGGAGCUGUGUGCCAUCAUGAACGAGCAGAUUCAGCACUCCAGAUCAGACGGUCCGGACCGGCUGCACAGCUGAGUGGAAAACUGACUCUGAACUGGAAACAUGGAACAAUGUUCAAAUCCAGCAGCUUAAAGUGUCACUGAAGAAGUGCAGCCCAGGGUGUGUCUGUGUCUCAGGCUGCUCUUAUAUACACACACACACACACACACACACACACUCACACACACACACUCACACACACACACACACACACACACACACACACACACA
This is a messenger RNA of Conger conger (European conger), 6843 nucleotides long. RefSeq names its product dedicator of cytokinesis 10 (gene dock10). The record is from RefSeq and is a predicted model, not a curated record. Gene Ontology annotation, molecular function: guanyl-nucleotide exchange factor activity. The transcript is spliced from 56 exons. NCBI's taxonomy places the organism in Eukaryota, Metazoa, Chordata, Actinopteri, Anguilliformes, Congridae. Bases 187 to 6648 code for a protein of 2153 amino acids. Gene Ontology annotation, biological process: dendritic spine morphogenesis; regulation of cell migration; positive regulation of GTPase activity.